Messenger RNA from Symbiodinium necroappetens, 501 nucleotides. The record is from the annotation of a GenBank genome assembly. NCBI's taxonomy places the organism in Eukaryota, Dinophyceae, Suessiales, Symbiodiniaceae.
AUGCGGAAGGGGUAUCUCUUGAAGGAGGAUGACCCCCAGGACGCCGGCUCCACGAAGGCUUUGCCCAUCUCCCAGUUGAAGGCUUGGACAAAGGGCCGGGCAUGGGUCUUCACCGACUUCGAGUUGAAAGACACGGUGGGGAAGGGCACCUUCAGCCGGGUGCGCGUGGUGAAGAUGAAAUCCAGCCAAGAGAGGACUCCCAUGGUGCUGAAAAUUCUCCGGAAGGGUGACGUGAUCCGGCUCAAGCAGGUUGAGCAUGUAAAGGCCGAAAAGCAGAUCAUGUCAAUGGUGGAACAUCCCUUCAUUGUCAACCUGCUGGGGGCCUUCCAGGACGACGAACUGCUUUUAAAUGAUUACUCAAAGGGGACGAAUCGGGGGUGUGGGAGCCCAGAGUGCCGGUCGCAGCGUCCCUCUCCGAAAGGCGAUCACGUUCGGAUCGUUGCCGGCUUUCCUGAAGUCGCGAAAUUCAGGGUGUUUUUCCACUCAGUGCUGUGUGGUUGA